Molecule: messenger RNA, 2141 nt
Organism: Impatiens glandulifera
Lineage: Eukaryota; Viridiplantae; Streptophyta; Magnoliopsida; Ericales; Balsaminaceae
Product: serine/threonine-protein kinase STY46-like
Exons: 17
Coding region: 220-1920 (566 amino acids)
Biological process (GO): protein phosphorylation
Molecular function (GO): protein kinase activity; ATP binding
Source: RefSeq, a predicted model, not a curated record
UUGCUGAGACUCGGGAGUCCAUCCCAGUCCAGUCCAGGGGACAAACACACCUCCCCUUUCUCUUAAUAGACCAAACCCAACUCCAAAACUGACAGCUUUCGAAACCUUUUUCUUUCUUUCUUUCUUUCUUUCUUUCUUUCUUUCUUCUUCUCUCUAUCUCUCGCAAAAACUGCAGUUAGGAGAGGAGGAUUGUAGUAGUAUUCCUUUCAACAAGGUUUGAUGUGUGUUAGAGUGAUCAUGGAUUUGUCUGAAGGAAUCGGAGAAAGCUCGUCACCAUCUAGGAGUUUUGUUAGUAUCAAUGGGUAUGACAUAAGAACCGAUGUUUACAAUCGGUUGUUGGAUAUUGGACAUGAGGAAGCAUUAUCUGAUCCUGGGUUUCGUCAACAGUUGGAUGUUCACUUCGAUCGCUUGCCAUCUAGUUAUGUGCUGGAUAUUAACAUGGAUAGAGUAGAGGAUGUAGUCUUACAUAUAAAACUUCUUGCAAAGGCUAAGGAUCCUGAAAAAAGACCUGUUUUUCAUGUCCGUUUCUUGGAGAAUCUCCGAACCAGAGGAGAUGAUGCUACAAUGAAACAUGUUACUAGUGUUCCUUCUACUUCCAAGUCAUCUUUUGCGACUGAUAUUCAAGAAAUUAUGCAGUCAAAGGACAGGAGAAAAGGAGUACACGAAGGUCAAUUUGAAGCCUGCUCUAAGCUUGAAGAUCUGAAUUUGGAUGUCAAGAAGAAUUCCACUCAUGAUGAUGGAAGACGUGACAUGAAAAAUUUCUCAGUGAGUUGGAGAGACAAAUGCAGGAAAGAUAAUUCACUUAUUCAAAUACAUGAAGUACUGUUUUCUACAACUGACAAGCCCAAGUUGCUUAGCCAGCUUUCUGCUUUACUUUCUGACACAGGACUUAACAUCCGUGAAGCGCAUGUAUUCUCAACAAAUGAUGGUUAUUCAUUGGAUGUAUUUGUAGUGGAUGGCUGGCCUGAUGAGGAUUCGGAGGGCUUAUACCAAGCAAUGGAAAAGACAAUCGCUAGAAGUGAGGGAUCGUGGUCGGGCUCUUCACACAGUCAAUCAGCAGUGGAGAAAGAUCUGGUUGCACGAACAAACCCUGGAGAUUGGGUAAUUGAUGAACGGUUGUUGAAGAUGGGAGAGAGAAUUGCAUCUGGAUCUUGUGGAGAUUUGAUUCGCGGAGUUUACCUUGGUCAGGAUGUUGCUGUGAAGAUCCUAAGAUCAGAACAGCUUAAUGAUUCCUUGGAGGAUGAGUUUGCUCAAGAAGUAGCCAUUCUUAGGAAGGUCCAGCACAACAAUGUUGUUCGUUUUAUCGGUGCUUGCACACAGUCUCCUAAGUUUUUCAUAGUAACAGAAUACACGUCUGGAGGGAGUCUUUAUGAAUAUUUGCACAAGAAUCACAUUAUUUUGAAGCUUCCUCAGUUGGUUAAGUUUGCAAUAGACGUGUGCAGAGGAAUGGAGUACUUGCAUCAAAAUAACAUCAUUCAUAGGGAUCUUAAGACAGCAAACCUGCUCAUGGAUUAUAACGGAGUUGUGAAGGUUGCAGAUUUUGGUGUUGCCCGGUUUCAAAACCAAAGUGGGGUCAUGACAGCAGAGACUGGAACAUAUAGAUGGAUGGCCCCCGAGGUUAUAAAUCAUCAACCAUAUGACCAGAAGGCAGAUGUCUUUAGUUUCGCCAUCGUUUUAUGGGAACUCGUUACUUCCAAGCUUCCAUAUGAUACUAUGACUCCUUUACAAGCUGCCCUAGGAGUGAGACAGGGACUUCGACCCGAGAUUCCAUCCAAUACACACCCUAAGUUAGUGGAGUUAAUGAUUCGAUGUUGGGAGGCUGAUCCAGUGGUUCGACCGCCAUUCUCUGAAAUAAGAACCGAGCUCGAAUCUCUUCUUCAGGAGUUGCAGGUAAAUUCAGAAGCACCAAAUGGUAGAUGAUGUUCAUAAAAUCUGAGGAUGGUACAGUUAUACUCGGAGCAGAAUGUAGUUAUAGUGGUAUAGAGGAGCAGAAAAAGCAAUUUACAGAGGACAUACAUAUAUGAAUGAAUACAUGUACACACAUUCUUCUUGGUUGUUGAGCUUGUGGUGUUGGAUUAUUAACAUUAUGAAAUCAGUUUCUGUAAUUUAAUGAUUUUUUGUAUCAUAAGGUAGGUUGCAUC